Molecule: messenger RNA, 1418 nt
Organism: Amborella trichopoda
Lineage: Eukaryota; Viridiplantae; Streptophyta; Magnoliopsida; Amborellales; Amborellaceae
Gene: CM3
Product: chorismate mutase 3
Biological process (GO): aromatic amino acid biosynthetic process; chorismate metabolic process
Cellular component (GO): cytoplasm
Molecular function (GO): chorismate mutase activity
Source: RefSeq, a predicted model, not a curated record
ACCUGGUAUUGCCACCUACCACAAGCGACGUUCCCUCCACCAAACCCACUUUUUUUCAAAGUAUUCUUCUCCUUCUCUCAUCGUAUUCUUAGUCCUCUAUUUCUCCCCUCUGAAACUACUUUUCUCUCUCUACCCAUCAGAGUUCCAAGGCUCUCUCUCUACCCAUCAGAGUUCCAAGGCUCUCUCUCUACCCAUCAAAGCUCCAAGCCUCCUCUUGAUCAAGAAUGGAUCUUAAGCUAUUGCUUCCAUCUCCAAGCAUCCAAACCACCCAUCUUCCCAAACUAUUCAAGUCCAACUGCUUUUGGGUUUCUCAAAAUAGGCAAAAACCAUGGUCUUGUUUCAAAGUUUCAGCUUCUGCAACAAAUCAGGUUCAGCCCAUUGGAGCAUAUGCAACUUCUCCUUACAGGUUGGAGAAGAAGAAAAGGGUAGAUGAGAGUGAAAUCCUGACUCUUGACAAUAUAAGGCACUCUUUGAUCAGACAAGAGGAUAGCAUAAUUUUCAGCCUUCUUGAGAGGGCUCAGUAUCGCUAUAAUGCAGAGACUUACAAUCCUAGAGCCUUCUCCAUUGAUGGGUUUCAAGGCUCUCUGGUUGAGUACAUGGUCAGAGAGACUGAAAGGCUUCAUGCACAGAUGGGAAGAUACAAGAGCCCAGAUGAGCAUCCCUUCUUUACAGAGGAUUUGCCUGAUCCUCUGUUGCCUCCUCUGCAGUACCCACAGGUUUUGCACCCAGCUGCUGAUUCCAUUAAUAUAAACAAAAAGAUCUGGACUAUGUAUUUCACUGAUCUUCUUCCUAGACUGGUCAAGCAGGGAGAGGAUGGAAAUUUGGGAUCCGCCGCAGUUUGUGAUACAAUUUGCUUGCAGGCACUCUCUAAGAGAAUGCACUAUGGCAAGUUCGUCGCAGAGGCAAAAUUCAAGGAUGCCCCUAUCGUCUACGAGUCUGCAAUCCGAGCAAAAGAUGGUGACCUAUUGCUCCAUCUUUUAACUUAUGAGAAGGUUGAGAAAGCAGUCAAGGAGAGGGUGGAGGAGAAGGCAAAGAUUUAUGGGCAAGAGGUUGAGCCAAGCAAGAAGCAAUUAUGGGUUAAUGGUGAGAAAGAUGAAAAUGAAUCAAAUCGCAAAAUAGACCCAACCUUGGUUGCUUCCCUUUAUGAGGACUGGAUAAUGCCUUUAACUAAGGAAGUUCAGGUCUUAUACCUGCUUAGAAGGCUGGACUAAGCACUAAGCAUUAAAAAAAAAAAGGAAGUUCUAAACAAGAGAAGUUGGCAGUUCUAGUACAGUUGUGAGUGAUUUCUUAGUUAAACUUCAAAUGCUUUGAAGCUAUAGAGUGUUUUCCUAAUGCAAGAGUGAAUUUCAAGGAGUGCUGUUCAAUGUAAAUAAAUAAAGGUGUUCAUAUGCAUGCUCCUUUUUCUUUAUGAAUAAAUA